ACAUAACCUCAGAGUUUGUAAGCUGCCGUGUGUUUUCUCCUUUGUCGCGGAAAAUCGAGAUAUUUACUUAAAAUGGAAGUGCCCGAAAAUAUGCAGGAUUACAUAGUAAAUCCACACCUGGAGCUGCUGGAAAGCAUGCCUCUGGAACACUUACCUCGCCAAUCAAAUCCGCAGGAGGUUUUCGACGUUUCCGAGCCCUUGGUGGGCACGACACUGAGGGCCAAACGAUGUCCUGUCACCGGACAGGUGAUUGACUUCGAGGAGGUGGAGAUCCUGGAGCCAGACAGUCGACCAGACAAUUCCAUGUCCUUCCAGCGAGCUCCGGACGCUAGUGGUAAGAGAUCAGUGCGCGGUUCCUCCACAAACUAUCCCUUCUUGCCUGGUGGAUUUGACGAUGUGCCUGAUGAAGAAUUCCCAGACGAGGGAGAUCAGUUGCUCACUCUGGCGCCCGGUUUUGAGCAUGGAAUCUCCAGUAGUGCUGAAGAAAUUGAGGAAGCACUUGAAAAUCUGAAGAUUGAAGAGAUCGAUUAUCACAAAUUGAUCCAGAACAACCCUAUUUAUGACUUGUGGCCAGAGAAGAGCCCUAAAGUGAGUGAGAAGGAGAAGAUCAAGCGCCCCAAAGUGUUGAAAGUCAGCGACACGAAGGCCAUCAAGACAAUUGAAACGAAAUGGGCUGUUAUGGUGGACACAGAUCAAGCAAUUCCGCCUGCAUCAGCUGAACCAGCUCGCAUUUUUCCUUUCAAACUGGACAACUUCCAGAAACACGCCAUCCACCAACUCGAGGAUCACAAUCAUGUCUUUGUGGCGGCUCACACUUCAGCGGGAAAGACAGCCGUGGCGGAAUAUGCAAUCGCAUUGAGUCUCAAGCACCACACGAAGGCGAUCUACACGUCACCAAUCAAGGCACUGUCCAACCAGAAGUACAGGGACUUCAAGAAGAUAUUCAAGGAUGUGGGACUCAUUACUGGAGACGUACAAAUAGACUCUGACGCUUCGUGUCUCAUCAUGACGACAGAAAUCCUGCGAUCGAUGCUCUACUGCGGGAGUGAAAUUGCUCGAGAUCUCGAGUAUGUGAUCUUCGACGAGGUGCACUACAUCACGGAUGUGGAUCGAGGACAUGUGUGGGAGGAAGUGCUGAUUCUCCUCCCAGCGAAUGUGACUAUAGUCAUGCUUAGCGCCACAGUUCCCAACACACUCGAGUUCGCCUCGUGGGUGGGACAGACGAAGAAGAAGAAGGUGUACGUCGUGAGCACCCUGAAGCGCCCCAUUCCCCUCAAGCACUACCUCUACGUGCCGUUCGUGACGAAGAACAAGGAGGAGAUCCAUCUGAUUCUGGAUGAGAACAAUCGCUUUCUCAACAAAGGCCACUCGGACGCUGUGACGCUCAAGGAGGCGACAUCAGCCAAAAUUGGUCGCAAUCUGUCGCGGAAUCAGGAGAAGACCAUGUGGGAGAAGCUCGUGGCGUAUCUGCGAAAGACUGACAAAAUGCCAGUGGUGGCAUUCACUCUCUCCAGGAAUAGAUGCGACAUGAAUGCCGAAGCUAUGCGUGGCUGUGAUUUGUGCACAAAUAAGGAGAAGAGCAUCAUCAACAGCUUCUUCCAGAAGUGCCUGCAGCUGCUCAAGCCGCCAGACAGGACGUUGCCGCAGGUGAAGAACCUGCAGUACUACCUUGAGAGAGGCUACGGAGUUCACCACUCGGGAAUUUUGCCCUUUCUGAAGGAAGUCGUAGAGAUGCUGUUCCAGUGUGGCCUCGUGAAGCUCCUCUUCGCUACGGAAACCUUCGCAAUGGGCGUCAAUAUGCCCGCCAGGACGGUGAUUUUCGAUUCUAAUCGCAAGUUUGACGGCACCGAAAUGCGAUAUCUGCAUCCGGCUGAGUAUACGCAGAUGGCAGGUCGUGCCGGACGUCGAGGACUGGAUCAGAAUGGCACGGUGAUUCUCAUCUGCAAGACCGAAAAGAUUCCCGACAUUCCGGUGCUGCAGGGAAUGAUGCAGGGGAAGCCAAUGCGCCUGGAAUCGCAGUUCAAGCUUACCUACGCCAUGAUCCUCAAUCUUCUGCGCGUGGAGAGGGUGUCAGUGGUGGACAUGAUGUCCCACAGUUAUCGUGAAUUUCACUCGCAGCAGAAACUCCCGGAGAAUCAGCUGAAGCUGCAAAAGGUGCAGGAGGAAUUCACAUCUCUAGAGCCACUGGGUGAGAAUAUGAAUUCCCUGUGUGAGCUCUAUGAUGUGGCCACCAGUUACUUCUUCUUCCUGGAUCAAGUCAAUGCUGAGGUACACAAGCAGCCGGAUGUGAAGAAGAAGCUUCAACCAGGGAGACUUUUAGUCAUCACGAAGGGAAACUUCUGCAACAAUCUGGCUGCAAUUAUCACAGUCACUGAGGUCCAGCGGAAGGAGGUGGAACUGAAGGUGGCCGUGCUUGGAGACCAGCUAAUGUCUGAUGAGGAUGAGAAGGAAGAUUUCUGGUAUCGCAUCCUUUCCCUCGCAACCGCUGAGAAGAUUCAUGUGCCGGACAAUGUGACAACCUUCACCUUGCUCACUGUGAAAUUGAGGCACAUCGUGAAGAUUGUGAACAGCAUGGUGAAGAUCCAGGCCGAUACCAUCCUCAAUAGCUGGCAUCGACGACAGCAGGAGCGCUUCAAGAACGAUCCACUCGGUCCGAGUGCCUUGAAACUCAUUGCCGACUUGAAUCAGUUCCUCGAGGGAGACGGCAAAAUUGACUACGUCAAUCUCUAUGAGACCAUCCCACUGGCUGUGAUUGAUGACAUGAAGGAACUCACCCUUCAGCGCAAGAGACUCACCAGUGUGCUCUCGUGCACACGAGUCAGCAAUUUUCGCGAGCAAUUCCGCCGUGUUUUCGAACGGAAGACGCUGGAGAAGCGUCUGCAGCAUCUCAAGUACAUCACUUCGAAAGACAAUAUGGCUCUGUAUCCGGACUAUUGCAACAAGUUGGAAGUUUUGCAUGAGAUGCGAUACAUUGAUAAGCACAAUAAUAUCACCAUGAAGGGUCGUGUGGCGUGUGAAAUGGGAUCCAAUGAGCUCAUUCUCACGGAAAUCAUCUUUCGCAACAUUAUUUCCAAUCUGGAGCCAGCAGAAAUUGCCGCUCUGCUCUCUGGGCUGGUGUUUCAAGCCAAAACCGAAGCCAAUCCCAAUCUCACUCCGAUUCUGAAGAAGGGAAUUGCAGAGAUUGAGGCCAUCAAUGAUGAGAUCUUCCAUUUGGAGCAGAAACAUCGUGUGUCAACAUCGCUGGAGGCUCAAGCGAAGCCCAAGCUCAACUUUGGUCUCGUGGAGGUGGUGUAUGAAUGGGGGAGAAACAAGCCUUUCGCGGAUAUCAAGGAGCUCACGGAUGUUCAGGAGGGAAUCAUUGUGCGAUGCAUUCAGCAACUUCACGAAAUCCUCCUCAACAUCAAAGACGCCUCGAGAGUAUUUGGUGAUCCUGUGCUGCACACAAAGAUGGAAGAUGUCUCCAAUGCCAUCAAGAGAGACAUUGUCUUCGCCGCCAGUCUCUACACGCAAAAGGAUGCCGGGAUAAUUUCAUGAGCAUGCAAAUUGUCGUUGGGAGGAGAAAUAAAUUUAAAAUUCCGCGCAAUUUCACAUAACCUCAAUUUUUCUGAAUUGCUCCGAAUCGCAGAU
This is a messenger RNA of Phlebotomus argentipes, 3627 nucleotides long. RefSeq names its product superkiller complex protein 2 (gene tst). Gene Ontology annotation, biological process: nuclear-transcribed mRNA catabolic process, 3'-5' exonucleolytic nonsense-mediated decay. The transcript is spliced from 2 exons. Gene Ontology annotation, molecular function: RNA binding; RNA helicase activity; ATP binding. Lineage: Eukaryota; Metazoa; Arthropoda; Insecta; Diptera; Psychodidae. The record is from RefSeq and is a predicted model, not a curated record. Bases 73 to 3534 code for a protein of 1153 amino acids. Gene Ontology annotation, cellular component: Ski complex.